AUGUCGACGAGUACUCACCUGAACCGUCCGAUCUUGACGAUCCUUCUCCUCCUCUUCGUCAUUUUCUUUCUCACAACCUCCACUACCGCUUCUGCAACCUCCGAAGGAAACCGAACGACGACGACAUCGAGAAACUUCAGUUACAGAACCCACCGAUUCGUCCCGAUGAUUCACCACCCGUAUUACGUGUCUCCUCACCGUUCUUGCGACUCCUUCACUCGUCCGUACGCACGUUCUAUGUGCCUUGAGCUUCAAAGAAUCCACCGUAGCAGCCGGAAGCAGCCGCUUUUUUCUCCUCCUCCUCCUCCUCCUUCGGAGAUUGAUCCAAGGUACGGCGUCGAUAAAAGACUCGUCCCUUCUGGUCCAAAUCCGCUUCACAACUAAUACCCUAGCUAUUCCCCAAUUUCAAUUUCUAUACAUAAAUACGUAGACACAUGGACCUAGGGUUUCCUCUUGGUUGCAUAUUUUAUACACGUGACAUGCACAUUUCUUGGCGUUUCUUGAACUUGUUCGAGAGAUUUGUGGUUUUUCAUAGAGUUUAUUUUUCCUGAAGAUGGAGCUAGGCUCGUCAUUUCUUCUCUGCGGAUCUUUCUUGAAGCUUGAUUCUGUUUUCUUGAUCUUGUAAUGGACUCCUAAGUUAUAUUGUUGCUAUU
Eutrema salsugineum is the source of this 653-nucleotide messenger RNA. RefSeq names its product CLAVATA3/ESR (CLE)-related protein 9. The record is from RefSeq and is a predicted model, not a curated record. Lineage: Eukaryota; Viridiplantae; Streptophyta; Magnoliopsida; Brassicales; Brassicaceae. The transcript has a single exon. Bases 1 to 384 code for a protein of 127 amino acids.